Molecule: messenger RNA, 849 nt
Organism: Aspergillus tubingensis
Lineage: Eukaryota; Fungi; Ascomycota; Eurotiomycetes; Eurotiales; Aspergillaceae
Product: protein-S-isoprenylcysteine carboxyl O-methyltransferase
Exons: 2
Coding region: 1-849 (282 amino acids)
Biological process (GO): C-terminal protein methylation
Cellular component (GO): membrane; endoplasmic reticulum
Molecular function (GO): protein C-terminal S-isoprenylcysteine carboxyl O-methyltransferase activity
Source: RefSeq, a predicted model, not a curated record
AUGUCCCACUCCCCUCCCUCCCCCUCCCCCUCUCCCUCCCCAUCCCCAUCACCACCAUUCCGCCCAUACCGACCACCACCACCCACCAACAAUAACCACACAACAACAACAACAGACACCUCCAUCCUCCCGCACGGCCCAAAAUCCCUCUCCAGCAUCUCCCUCCACGCCUACCUCCUCGGCAUCCUCCUCGGCCUAACCAGCACGCUAACCCUCCUCCCCCUCCUCUACGGCGACCCCCUAUACACCCCCCUCUGGCGCAUCCCCUUCUUCCUCUCCUCGCUCUCCCUCUUCCACUUCCUCGAAUACUACACCACAGCCGCAUACAACACCCACUUCGCCACCGUCUCCGCCUACCUCCUCACCUCCAACGGCUGGACCUACCACAUCGCCCACGGCUCCGCCAUCCUCGAAUGUCUCCUCACCCACACCUACUUCACCGCCCGUCCGGUGCCGCUAUACCUGCCCCCCUCGCUCAUAAGCUACCAAGUAGCCGUUGGCUUGUUCCUGAUGGUCUUGGGCCAGACGAUCCGCAGCGUGGCCAUGGCGCAGGCUGGCAGUAACUUUAAUCAUACGGUGCAGGUUACCCGUCGCGAAGGGCAUGUGCUGGUUACCGGGGGUGUGUAUUCUGUGCUUAGACAUCCGAGUUACUUUGGGUUCUUUUGGUGGGGGUUGGGGACUCAGUUGGUUCUUGGGAAUGGGGUGUGCUUUUUGGCGUAUGCGGUUGUUUUGUGGAGGUUUUUUAGUGGGAGGAUUUGGAGGGAGGAGAAGUUCUUGGUUGCGUUCUUUGGGGAGGAGUAUGAACGGUAUAGGAAGAGGAGUUGGGUGGGGAUUCCGGGGAUUCAUUGA